AGGAUCUGCAGAGCAGCGGCAGGCACCGCAUUGAUGGCGGUCCAAGGGACGAUGAACCAUGAUUUCUCAGUCCAACUAUCUGCCCUUUUCACCUCCGCCCUAAGCCUUUUUUGUCUCUCUCUCCUGCUCUUCUUGCCCUCGCUGCUUCUCGCCCCACGUCACCUGCCCUCUUGGCCUCGCCUGAUCAUGAGCACUAAUUAACCUACGUCUGAGAGUGCUGGUAAACAUUCGGCAUCCUCUUGGGGAAUUCGGUAACUUGGGCGCAGAUGAAGUUCAAUGAACUAGUCUAGCAAGGGGCGGUGCUGCUGCUGCUGCUGAUGAUGAUGAGAAGAUUCGUGCUGGAGGGCCUUAUAAACCUGAUCCCUGCGCUAUGGUUGGAGCAUCCUAGUCAAGCCGUAGCUUUGCAUCCAGAGCCUCUCAAGCCUUUUCCCCCACCCCCUCUCCCCUGCUGCUCGCUUUGUCCAGCGCAGUUGUGCUCAUUGUGAUCGAUCGAUCGCCGUCUGAGGUGGCCCUUUCGGAUGAUCACCUCAUUGAGAGCGUAGACCUUGAGUGGCCUGGGCUGCCUUUCGAAUUGGGUUGCACUUGGUUGCAUUUGUAUCGCAUUGAACUUGUGAGCUACUCCGCUUGGCAUACUCUCCUGUAUGUAGUGAACCAUUGAAUGCCAAAAGUGGGUGACCUUCUUGAAGAGAAUUAGCUCUCGGGCGGUGGUUGUGCUGCUUCGAUGGCUAGCAUUUUUUGAGUUCAUGCAGCCUUUUCGCUUUUGCUUUGUUGGCGGGCUAUUAUAGUGACGAGUCGCCUUUGUCCCAAGUUGUUGUUCUCCAUCCGGUCUUGCGGGUUUCUGGCGAGCGCCGCUUCCAUAGCUCAAGAAUUUAAACUGAAGGGACCAAUCUACUUCAAGGCGUCCCAAAACAAGUUCAGAGUUCACCUUGGCACUUGAGAGAGGAGUGCGGAUUUGUGUCUCCACGUUCACCUUUAAGUGGUUGCUUCCGUCGUUUCUUGAGGACAGGAGGUGUCAAUUGUCGAGCUUCCACCUUUGAUCCAAAUUCUCCACACUACAGUAAGUGACGAAGACAUCAUGGCACGUGGAGAAGAUUCGUCAAGCGUGCAAGUGUUGUAUCAACUCAGUUGGGAUGGUAAACUUGAGCACCCCCAUAUGAUCGAGGUCCAUUACCCCCCCAACCAAGGCGGCCUGCGUUUGAGAGAUGUGAAGAAGCGACUUACCACGCUUCGAGGGCAUGGCAUCAACGACUCGUUUUCCUGGUCCUCCAAGAGAAACUACAAGAACGAAUUUAUCUGGAACGAUCUGUGUGAUGACGAUGUGAUACAACCGCUUCGCGGCUCUGGAGAGUACGUUUUGAGAGCUUCAGAAUUGUUUGACACCUUCACAAAUAAGCCAUGGGAGCAUCCAAGCAAACACUCGAAUGAACGAAUGCAAAGCUCUCGAACAAUGUCAGUCGACAAUGUCACUUUACAGCAAGGCUUGAUUAAUGUUAAAUUGCAUUCAGGAGCCCUUGCCCGUGAAGACGACCAACCCAGUGGGGAGAAAUUGUGCUGCUCGGGUCGAAGGUCAUGCAUAAAUUUGGAGGACUGUAGCUCGAAAGGUGUUGCGAUUGACAUUCCCAAGAACCUGCAGAAUCUGUCGGUGGAUCAAGAAACAAUUGAUGUGGAGAAAUCAGACUUCUGCUUAUCAUCUUCCGACAACGAAGUCUCUCCUCGUCUCAAAACGGCCGCCGACUGCAUAACACCUGUAAAAGACGUUGGGCUGGUUGUGAUGACGAGGUCGACAACAGUGCAUGGUCUUCACACCCCUGCACCGAGAUCUCUCACCUCGCCGACGGAACCACCCUUCUCUCCUGGUAGCGCGAAGAGAAUGUGGAAGAAAGAAAUUAGGAAGAGUCUCUUUCGAACUUCGAGAAACUCGUCAAAUGUGAACCCUGUCUUAAGUGGCGAAAACGCUGCCUUGGAUGUGGAUGUUCCACCAAUCACUCUAAGCACACAAGAAGAUGUCUCGUUCUGGAGGGACGGCCGAUCAAAAAGCGCGAGCCCUUCAAGUCUCAAUGAACUGAGAGAGGUGCAGAACGAGAAAGAGAAAGAGGCCGAACAGUCCACCUCCCAAUUGAUCAGAUUACUCUGGGCUCGGUGGACCGGAGGAAGCAGCAAGGGUAAGCGGACUCCUCAAAGCACAUGUGAAGAUCCACUCCCAAAGUCACCUGAAGCCAAGCAAAUGCCACGGUCUCGCACCAAAACGCCCUGCAAGGAAAUUAGAUCGACAAACCACAUUGCAGGAUCCCUUCCAGUGACAUGUCCAUCUCCCGCAGUCGAUAACAAGGCUCACAGUUCACUUGACAGGCAAGAGAUCCCACCGCAAGAGGAGUGUAAAAAUCGUCCGUCACCGAUGACUCUUCAAAGCUGCGAAGAGAUUACAAGUCCAGUUACGGAAAUUGAGCAAGACGUAGAAAUCGGUGACAUCAAGGCAAUUGUGGAAGAACAGGCCUCAAAUAAAUUCCCUGAACCGGAAUUUCAGCAGAAUUUGAGAACGGAACAAAUAGUGCUGUCAGUGCAAAUACCUGAUUUGCACAUUGACGCACUUGACAGUCCGACAUCUGACACCCAGGGCAGCCCUGCAGAAGCCGACAUCCCGAAAUCUGCCACAGCUAGAGUGAAAACAAGCAACAGCCUUCCUAGGGUAAAGACAACCACAUCACCGAAGCCUCUACCUCCGGGAUUUCAUAAAGGCACUAACGAUACAAAACCAGUACAGAUCAUCACGCCGAGGAGAACCCCUAGAACUUCUAUUCCACUUGCGUCUCCUCCUCCACUGGUGCGGACUUUCAAUAGAGUUUCAGUUAGAAGCCUUAGCUCGAUUGCUGCCAUCACACUGUCGCCAGAAAAUGAUUCCGCUGCCUCCAAUCUUUCGCCAGAGAAUCCAAUUGUGAAGAAACGCAUCAAUUUCCGUGAGAGAGAUGAGAUGCCUCUUAUACCUGGAUUGACAACUUUGGACUGGGAGAAAGCACUGCAAGAGGCUGUUACUGAUUGCUUACCUCCACCGAACUUUAGAGAAAUCCUUCAGGAGUGCUCGACUUGCGGAAGGACAUUUAAGCCAGACUCGUUGCAGGUGCACAUGAGAGGGUGCCAUCCUCCACAAUAUGCACGAGCAUUCUCUGCGCGGGCAUCUCCACACGUCGUCCGAUCUCGAGCUUCGUAACUUUUUCCUGACUGCCGAUUCAUGGCGAAAUUUUUCAGCGGAUACUCCAAAAUAUCACAAGUGUGCAUCUAGGGUUCUCUAGCACGCAAGAGGAAUUCCGUAUAUCGGUUUCCAGUAGGUUCUUACCGUCUACAGAAUUGUUGAAGACUAGUCGUGGAUGUAGGAACCCACGACCAUCGCACCAUUUGAGAGCUAUCGUUACGAACCAACUCAGGCAUUCUCCAUCGUAAUUGCAGUCUAGUUUCCAAUCCUUGACGGAAGAGUUGUCACGACUUAGGGGUUUUGCGACUCAUCUCAAGGUUUUCUUUUUAUCCCACAUUUGGCCAAUCAAGGUAGAGUCCUUAGAUGAAUUUCACUAGUUUCCAGCCUUCCCUUACUUCGAUUGCUGCGAUUGACGAGCAGUCGGGCUACUGUAAAGACAAAGACCCUCAGGCUCUUGUGAAUAGUUCUUCCAUCUAGAUUCUUAAUCUCUGAGAACUUGGACUGGAUUGUAUUUAUCCUUUUAAUUUAGCCUCUUCGCGCAUCAGAGGUAGAAUUUUUGAGCGCAAGACGAGUGUCGACCUGUUUGAUCUGUCAUGAAGUGUGAUGCUCCUUUCCUAAACACCUUCGGUGAACAUUGACUGAUUAGGAAUCAGAAGUUUGAGCACAAUCUGCGUGAGAGCUCGCGAGCCCUUCUUCUGGAGCAAAGGGUUUUAGGGUAACGACCCAGCGGAAUGAGGAGAUUACCAUGCACACUCAACUCGGAAAUUCUGUGCAACUAAUUCGCAAUGUCAAUUGCGAAAUCGACAUACCAUUGGCUGGAUUGUCAGAAACAGGAGCUGCCCUGGGAAUGAACUCCGGAUCCAUUGCCCCCACUUAGUCUUUGUUUACGAGGUGUUGUUGAAGUACAUUUUCAAGGCGUGGUUGGCAUGGUUCGGCAACACCGACACCCCUCAAAAUCAAUGUAAAUCCAUUUCUAA
Messenger RNA from Physcomitrium patens, 4164 nucleotides. RefSeq names its product Protein SOSEKI 3 (gene SOK3). NCBI's taxonomy places the organism in Eukaryota, Viridiplantae, Streptophyta, Bryopsida, Funariales, Funariaceae. The record is from RefSeq and is a predicted model, not a curated record.